This is a messenger RNA of Nymphaea colorata (pocket water lily), 687 nucleotides long. RefSeq lists its product as uncharacterized. Bases 1 to 687 code for a protein of 228 amino acids. Lineage: Eukaryota; Viridiplantae; Streptophyta; Magnoliopsida; Nymphaeales; Nymphaeaceae. The transcript has a single exon. The record is from RefSeq and is a predicted model, not a curated record.
AUGGCAGAACGUGCACCUAAGGAGAUAAAAAAUGGCUGUUCGGCUGGUGAUGAUGCAGAUUUCAACAUCAAUGGUGCCGAUAUCCAGGUGUUGUCUGAUCCCUUUUAUAUUCAUCAUUCUGAUAAUCCUGGAAAUGCUUUGGUGUCUCAAAGUUUUAAUGGAGAAAUUUAUGGAACGUGGAGUAGAGCCAUGGUGAUGGCUCUCUCAGUGAAAAACAAGAUCAAAUUUAUAGAUGGUUCAAUUAUAGAACCAAAUAAGAAUGAUCCUAACCACCGUUUGUGGGUUAGGUGCAAUAAUCUUGUAUUGUCUUGGAUUCUGAAUUCUGUCACCAAGGACAUUUUAGUAAGCAUCAUAUACUCAACUAAUGCUAGAGAAGUCUGGCAAGAUUUAAAAGAGCGUUUGACACAAAGUCUUGCUCCCAGGAUUUUUCAAAUCCAGAGUUCCACACAAUUACAGCAGGAUACUAUGUCUGUUGCGUUGUAUUAUACUAAACUAAUGGCUCUUUGGGAUGAACUUGGUUCCUACUCUCUUGUUCCUAUUUGCUCUUGUGGUGCCAUGAAGGCAUAUUCUGAUCAAAUCCAAAGAGAAUGUGUUAUGCAAUUUCUUAUGGGUCUAAACGACUCUUACAAUUCAAUCAAAGGGCAUAUUCUACUUGUUGACCAUCUCUCAAAUAUAAAUAAAGUCUAA